CGGCCUUCCAGCAGCCCGCCGCGGCGGUGCGGUGGGGGCUCACGGUGCAGUCGCGGCUCAUGCACGCGGACUGGAGCCCGCGGCUGCUGGAACACGAGCUGUGUGAGCUGGUCUUGGUCUCGGAUGUGCGAGGUGGCGACGGUGGCGAUCCCAACGGACACCUCCCACCACACCCACCACCUCCCAACCUGAAGCAGCCCCCAUCCCAGCCGCAGCCGCAGUCCCGGCCGCCGCCGCAGACGGACACCGCAGAUGCCGUAAGUGAGGCCAAUGCCAGCACCCUCACCACUGCCAACGAGCCUACUGCUGGCAGUGGCAUUAGUGGUGGAGGCGCCGGUGACGGCAAUGGCUCUGCUUCCCCCAUUUGCAAUGGCCGCAAUGCGCCCCGCAGCGGCAGUGGCUACCAUUUCAUGCGGGUUCUAUAUCGCGGGUUGCGGCUGCGUGUGGGUACGGACGUGGGGCCGGUCAAGGCGGAGAUCAGCGGCGUCACGGGGCGGGUGUCGUACCGGGGCAAGACCAUGAACCGCGCGGCACGCAUCGCGGCAAAGGCGCCGGCGGGACAGUUGUGGUGCAGCGGAGACGUCUGGCGCGCCUGCUGCCAAGAAACGACCCACACCACGACGCACCAGUACCCGCUGCCCUCCAGCCCGCUUCACCCUACACACAAGACCUCCGAUCCCAACGUCCCCUUUCCCGCCACUACCACAACUACUGUCACACGCUCUCUUGUUCCCGACGCUUCCUUUAUCGCACCAGCUCUUGCCAGCCCUCCCGCCGUGGCCUCACACCCUUCCCUCACGACCGGCAAGGGCACAGCAGCAACGAACGCGGCCUUGAGGGGACGCAUGCGUCGGGCGUCCGCAGGCCCUAUCUUGGUCAACAACUCGUUCUCCUUUGAAGGCCGUUUAGGAGCUGCGGCAGCCCUCCUAUCAGCACGCGCAAGUAAUGUUAGUGACCGGAGAUGGGGAGGGAGCGUGACGUCAGGCAGAAGCAUGGUUGCUGGGAUGGCUGGGGCCAUGGGAAGCAGAGUGGGAGCCGGAGAGGGCGGAGGCGGAGCAGCAGCAGCUGGCGAGGCGUUCGGCUGGGGUGUGCUCCCUGAGGCGUAUGCUCCGCUGGCUGCUCGCUACCAGGGACGGCAUGUGCUCAAGGGGCUUUCGGAGCCGCUGGAGCUCUGGUGCUGCCGCUUCGAGAUGGGAGCCGUCUACGGCUACGCCUCGCCCGCCUCGCCAUGCUACCAACCCCAACGGCCCUACGGCGGCCGCAGAGGCAGCAGCCAGGGGAACACGGGGCCUGUACCGCCACCGCCGCCCCAGUAUCCUCCAGUAACGAACGCGCAGCUCCGCCAGAAGCAGCGCAAAUCGUUAGAACACCAGCAGCAGCAGCAGCAGCACCGUAGGCAGCCAGCAGGACGGGAGAGCCAGCAGCAGCAGCAGUGCCACAUACCGGAUCAAGAGCAGAUGCAGAGGGAAGAGACGUUCGCCACACGGAUAAUGGGAGGCGGUGGAGGAGGACGAAGCUUCACGAUGUGUUACGAGGGAAGCGGCGGCGGUAUCCCCUUCAAGUACCGAAAGCCUUGUUCUCAGGGGGGCAGUGACGAUGGCGGCCCGGGUGUCACAGAGACAUCAGAGGCGAGGGCGGCAGGGGACACAGCUUUGCUGAAGGCGGCAGGGGUGGGAGCGGUGGCAUUGACUCUGGGAGCAAUGUCAACGGCAGGAGGGUACCCAAGAACUUACUCAAACACAUUGUUUAGUGCGUCACCGCUUGGCGCACACAGUGCCCGUACGAUGUCACAUGAAAAUGAUGAAAUACCAGUAGCUGAUGACUCGGACAAGGAGGCCGUCACUGCACACACCUCUUCACCCGCCGGCAGCAGCAGCACCACCACCAGCGCCGCUGGUGGUGGUGGUGCCAACACUGGAGCAGGCGCAGGCGCCGCCACCGCUACCGGUGGCAACAUCAACGGAGGCAGCUCCGGUCGCGGCAGGGCUAGUCGCUUUUCCUCAACCGCCUUUGCCUCGCCCGCAGUGUCUGCUGCUGCCACCUCCUCCACGCACGUGCCUACUCCCAUCGCCGCAUCCGCACCCCCAGCCGCGGCAGCAGACGUAUCCUCCGCGCCCAGAGCACCACCGCAACUAGCAACAGCAGCAGCAGCAGCAGCAGCAACAACAACAACAACAACAACAGCAGCAGCAGCAGCAGCAGCAGCAGCAGCAGCAGCAGCAGCAGCAGCAACAACAACAACAACAGCAGCAGCAGCAUCAACAGCUACAACAACAACAGCAGCAGCAGCAACAGCAUCGGUCGCUGCUCCUCUGGCUCCUCUGCUCCCCCGUAGCAGCUCCGCUACCGGCAGUAGCCUCCGCGCCGGCAGGAGCAGACUGUGUGUUUCCACGUCAGCUGGCAGCGACACCACUGCCGAUGUUGGCGGUGGCGGUGAAGCAUGAUCGUUGCAGCCUGAGAUCUGUUCACAACCGUGCCUGAGCCCACUCCCGUCGCCUCCAUCCCCACGAGCAUCCUUGCCGCUAUCACCAUCGGUGCAACCGCAAUAGUUGAGGCAAUGCAAGCGCGUCGCCUUUGCAACCAACAACAACCGCAGUGUCACUACUCAGCGGGAGUGGGAGACUGCAGAAGAGAGCAGCAGCAGUUUGCCCGCGACUCCACUUUCCUGAGUUUGCCAGGCAAGAUGAUGGGGUACAGGUGGGGCCAGAAGCGGGCGGUGCAGGCGCGGUGUGGGCGUAAGUGCGGGUGUGGGCGUGGUUGUGAAGUGCAUGGGCACAAGGCGGUGUCUGGGUUAUUCAUUGUUUUCGGUAGUGCUGCGGAAGGCGGGGGUGGCGGCAAUGUCUCCGGUGUUUAGAGAUGGUGGCAGGCAGGAAGAUCCGGCUGAGGUUGGGGAUAUUGUACUGGAAUAAAAGAAUGACCCAUGGGACCAAGGUGAAGCAUUAGGGCACAUGCAGGAGUGUCCUGGUGGUGGCGAUGGUGCUCGAAGACGGG
Messenger RNA from Astrephomene gubernaculifera, 2991 nucleotides. Lineage: Eukaryota; Viridiplantae; Chlorophyta; Chlorophyceae; Chlamydomonadales; Astrephomenaceae. The record is from the annotation of a GenBank genome assembly.